Messenger RNA from Microthlaspi erraticum, 1173 nucleotides. The record is from the annotation of a GenBank genome assembly. NCBI's taxonomy places the organism in Eukaryota, Viridiplantae, Streptophyta, Magnoliopsida, Brassicales, Brassicaceae.
AUGAAGACGCUGAUUGGGGCGGGUGAAGAGUGCAACGAGGUCUAUGUGUUUCGAGGGGUCAUCAGAGCUAGUGCUCAUAACAUCGCAGCAAAGAGUUCAGGGGGAAGAGAUUUAUGGCAUCGCCGUUUAGGUCAUCCAUCUAGUAGGAUUUUAUCUUAUUUGUUGAGUUAUGUUGAUGUUGGGAAACCGGCACACAUGGAAACCGUUUGUGAUACUUGUUUUCGAGCUAAACAUACUAGAGAUUGUUUUCAAGAAAGUUAUAAUAAAGCUGCUGAGUUAUUUGGUUUAAUUCAUUGUGAUAUUUGGGGGCCUUACCGAACGGUUUCUUCUUCCGGAGCAUCUUACUUUCUUACUAUUGUAGAUGACUUUUCUCGUGCUGUUUGGAUCUAUCUGUUACGAGAGAAGAGGGAAGUUGCUAGUACAAUUGAGAAGUUUUGUGCUAUGGUUGAUCGUCAGUUUGAUAAGAAAGUAAAAAUCCUUCGGAGUGAUAAUGGGUUGGAGUUUAUGUGUUUGAAGCCGUUUCUUGAGAAGGAAGGAAUGUUACAUCAGACCUCUUGCGUUUACACGCCUCAGAAAAAUGGUAGAAUGGAGCGCAAACAUCGACAUAUUUUGAAUGUGUCUCGAUCAAUUAUGUUUCAAGCUCAUUUACCGAUACAAUUUUGGGGAGAAUGUGUUCUUGCUGAAGCACAUUUAAUCAAUCGUACACCGUUGACAUUACUAAAUGGGAAGACGCAGUAUGAGUUGCUUUAUAAUGAGCCUCUACCAUUUAGUAAGUUGAAGGUGUUUGGGUGUUUAUGCUAUGCUCACAACGUAUCAAGGGAUAAAGAUAAAUUUGGGGAACGAAGUCGAAGGUGUGUGUUUGUCGGCUAUCCGAAUGGGCAUAAAGCUUGGAGGGUGUUUGAUUUAGAAACUGAGGAAUACUUUUUUUCUCGUGAUGUGGUUUUUCACGAGAAUGAGUUCCCGUUUUCUUCUCCACCAAAGGCAACAGAGGCUCUUCCCAUUGUUUCCAUACCGGAGACUUGGGACGAUGAUUUUGAGAAACAUGGUCAACUUGUCACGACUCUCAUGGAGAUACAUGAGCCUACUGGUGGUGACGUGAGGGGGAGUUCAGAGGAGACUAAUGAAGUAAGAGAAGAUAAUGAAGUCAGGGGAGUUCUGAUGGAGUUGACGUGA